AUAAUAGAUUUAGUGAGUUAUCUUCGUCCCAUUAAUGUCUACCCCACCGUGGAACCUGCUGGACUGUACACAAUAAAGGACGCGCAGGAAAGGUACAGCGUACAAGAGUCUGUGUAUUGGACACACAAAUAUCAGUGAACCCAUAGAUAUCUUAUAUACACUAGAUAGCGCAUCGCUUUUAGUAAAAUUGAAGCCAAGAAUAUUCCAGCGGUUAUCCCCCAUUUGAAUAGAUGGCGGCCAUGUUGGAGUUUUCCACUCGCUAAUAAACGCUUAAAAAACAAGAAUAACUUUCGUCAUUUGAAUAGUUUGAAAAUGUAUUUGGAAUAGGUUUAACUUAAUGUUUAAGUCCCCUGUUUAAGAAAUAGAAAACAUACGAGUCUUCUCAUUUCAUGGGAAUAUCCUGAGUCUGCAAUCACGAUUUCAAUUUUUGAAUUGCGGAAUAGUUAGAUGCACUAUCUAGUAUAUAUAAGAUAUUUAUGAGUGAACCAGUGAACUCAAUUUAUUUUACUUUAGAGACUUUUUCUACUUUAGAGACUCUACUUUACUUUAGAGACUUUGGUCAUUAUUUUGGGCGGGAGUGGCACCGAAGAGAAAUGUUUUUCUUGGCGUUAAAAAGUCCAAAAAAAAUUUCCCAACCUCAAAUAUCAAUUAAGAAAUAAAUACCCAACCUUGGCCAAAAACUUUACAAAAGGGUACCAUUCAGUUGUCACAGAUCACAGAUGUCCUUUACCACUUCUAUGGCAUGAGUUCAGAAGGUUCAGAUUUUGAUGAGAGUUUUUUCUCGUUUGACUGGUAAUAUCUGGUGAUAUAUAUCGAACUCUUACAGGGCAUUUUUUUAAGAAAUUACAACUAUUGGGGUCUACUAAGCUCACUCACACACAAUAAGUGAAAGUUCAAUCUGAGCUUCUUUCGAGUGUCAUUGCUGUUUUUGAAUAGCUGGAGGGUUAGUGUCAUACCUUACUAUGUGACUGCUCACCCUCCAGCUAUUCAAAAACAGCAUUGACACUCAAGAAAAGCUCAGAUUGAACCGCCACUCAUUGAGUGUGAGUGUGAGUGAGCUUUUAGAAUACGGGCGUAAGUCUCAAUGAGGGCCUUUCCCCACACAAUUACGCGUACAUAAAGACCAUGCUGUGCUGACUUUAAUAAGAUGGAAUAUCGAGAAUGUGAGAGGACGUGCAUGAGAAAGCAGGCAGAUGCAUCUUUUUCAACAACGGUGACUUUUUAUUAAUGAUCGAAAGGGCCCAGCUCAUCUAAAAAUCAUGCUUCACUACUGGGGAAACCAAAGGGCCUACUGGGGUAAAUGUCCCAGUAGUUAUCUUGUCAAAAAAUGCCCUCAUACCAUUAUCACUCUCUUGCAACUCUUGUUCUCGUUUGACUGAGAAUUGAAAAAAGCUCUCAUUUGAUGCAAACUUUUGCUUCUCAAUUCUCCUCGACUCUAAUGGCUUUUGUUGAAACCAUGGAUCAUAAAAAUACUAUACUUUUUUUACCAUCCAUGCUGAAACUAACUUGUUUACAGUAUGGAUUUUAUUUAUGGUUUCAUGCAGUUUACGACAAUAUACGCGAGGUAAAAAUGAGACGAACACGACGGUGAAAGAAAGCCUGAGAUCUGAUGAAAAUUUUCAAGAUGAAGAAAUCCCUGUUUUAUUCAAGGAACAAAAAUCAACUUCAAUGUUUUCUAAUGCAACUGUUUCGUAUUCUGCUCCAAGUGAUGAAGGUGAGAUCAUGGGCUACUUUGAUAAAUGAUGUAGCUAUGUUAUUGCUUUCAACUGACCUAGUAGUCGAACACCGCUGAAAUUCCCUGUGUCAAUUUGACAAACACCACAGAUUUCUCUAACACUGGAUCACUAAGAGAUGACUCUUACUGGAACUCUAGGGAGAACAGUUUAGAACUGAUAGAGCUAUCCAGUAUAAAUAAAGUUAGUUUAGUUUAGGUUUCCUCCUGUAGUAACACUGGAUCACUAAGAGAUGAUCCUUACUGGACCUCUAGGAAGAACAGUUUAGAACUGAUAGAGCUAUCCAGUAUAAAUAAAGUUAGUUUAGUUUAGGUUCCCUCCUGUAGUAACACUGGAUUAAUAAGAGAUGAUCCUUACUGGACCUCUAGGGAGAACAGCUUAGAACUGAUAGAGCUAUCCAGUAUAAAUAAAGUUAGUUUAGUUUAGGUUCCCUCCUGUAGUAACACUGGAUUAAUAAGAGAUGAUCCUUACUGGUCCUCUAGGAAGAACAGUUUAGAACUGAUAGAGCUAUCCAGUAUAAAUAAAGUUAGUUUAGUUUUCCUCCUGCAGUAACACUGGAUCAUUAGGGAGUUUAAGCUUCGCGUUUCCGGAAACGGCAGGUUCGAACCCCGAAUUUUCUUUCUUGUGUCGAAAGAAUAGUCACGCAUUGCAGUUUUAAAACAGCAAGUUCAUUUACUCUUUAUUACCUGAUACCGUAACAUUUUUCUUUGCCUGGCGUUUGCCGUUUGCCGUAUAACGCGAAGCUUAAACUCUCUAAUAAGAGAUCAUCCUUACUGGACCUCUGAGGGUAAACAGCUUAGAACUGAUAGAUCCUGCAUUGAUAAUUAUUUUUCUACUUCCAGUACUAGCAGAAUGUAAACAGUUAGGUCUGGAAGAAGAAAACCUGAUGGGGAAACCACGUCGAAGACGGCGUAGAAAUCAAAUACCCUUGGGAAGCUGUGCAAAAGAUAUAACUACAUCUAGUGAAAUUUCGAAUGGUGUGAUAGAAGACUCGAUUGAAGAUCCGCCUGAGAAACGUUACAUGGUUGACUGCUCUGAAGAUAAAUGUGACAAACCCUAG
Messenger RNA from Paramuricea clavata, 2793 nucleotides. The record is from the annotation of a GenBank genome assembly. Lineage: Eukaryota; Metazoa; Cnidaria; Anthozoa; Malacalcyonacea; Plexauridae.